Penicillium daleae is the source of this 447-nucleotide messenger RNA. RefSeq lists its product as uncharacterized. NCBI's taxonomy places the organism in Eukaryota, Fungi, Ascomycota, Eurotiomycetes, Eurotiales, Aspergillaceae. The record is from RefSeq and is a predicted model, not a curated record. Bases 1 to 447 code for a protein of 148 amino acids. The transcript has a single exon.
AUGCCUCGCUGGACCUUCGAAACCACCCCGGACGCUCUGUCCAAGGAUGAAAAAGACACUCUGGCCCAAGCCAUCACCAACAACUACGUCAGGCUAGGCAUUCCCGCAUUCCUAGUGAACGUCUUCUUCCACGAAAACCGCAUCGGCACGUUCUACAGUGGCGGCAAAACUCCUCCGAACACGGUCUUCUUCGUUCUUGACCACGCAGCUCGUGCGUUUCCCAACGAGGAGGUUCGCCUGGCUUUUAUCGACAGCGUGAAUAAAAUUGUGGAACCGAUCCUGGGACCGAAGGGCGUCAAAUGGGAAUACAAUAUCUAUGAACACCCUGCGGACAACUGGCGCGUGAAUGGAAUGAUUCCGCCGGUGCAGCAGGAGGAGCCUUGGCAACAGUGGAUGGAUCAAAAUGCGGCGGUUGAAUAUGGAGAGUAUCUGGAGAAGAAUAAAUGA